Plutella xylostella (diamondback moth) is the source of this 563-nucleotide messenger RNA. RefSeq lists its product as uncharacterized. Lineage: Eukaryota; Metazoa; Arthropoda; Insecta; Lepidoptera; Plutellidae. The record is from RefSeq and is a predicted model, not a curated record.
UACUGUGCAGUCGCAACGUUCGAUUGUAUUUAAAAACAAAAUGCAGUGCCUUCAGAAAAUAGUUUUCUUUUCAAUUUUUACAUGCAGCCUGCUUGAAUGUGCGAUAAUAUCAGCUGGUAAACGGCAUCAAUCCAAGACCACUAAAGUACAGACAUCAACGCCUGUCACGAGGGGUCUCCGGUGCUACAACUGUCUCUCACACGACCACCCCGGCUGCUGGGACCCCGCUCAUCCGGACCAUGCCAACCUCACUAUACCAAAUAUCGACUGUUUUAUUCCCGGCAUGACAUUCCAUUGCAUCAUUAUCACUGCAGAGUCCGCCAAAUUAGUGGAAACGGGACAGGACAUCGGUCCGGUGCGGGCCAGGACGUGCGUUCCAGCCAGUAAUUUCACGAAGCGCCGAGUCCCGUACUCAAUGUGCAACAAGCUGAGUCUAGAACUGUCUGCUUCGGAGAUAUUCUCGCGAGUGAAUGUACUUAGGCCGUACUGUACUCUAUGUAAGAAGGACUUGUGUGUGGACGCUCAGCAUUGCUAGGGUGGUUGAAUAAAUAUGAUAGGCGCUG